Colius striatus (speckled mousebird) is the source of this 6187-nucleotide messenger RNA. RefSeq names its product WT1 interacting protein (gene WTIP). The record is from RefSeq and is a predicted model, not a curated record. Gene Ontology annotation, cellular component: P-body; nucleus; adherens junction. Gene Ontology annotation, molecular function: transcription corepressor activity. The coding region runs from base 329 to 2425 and encodes 698 amino acids. Lineage: Eukaryota; Metazoa; Chordata; Aves; Coliiformes; Coliidae. Gene Ontology annotation, biological process: cytoskeleton organization; positive regulation of miRNA-mediated gene silencing; negative regulation of hippo signaling. The transcript is spliced from 8 exons.
AAGUGACACAGGGGCUCCUCGUCUCUGCUCGCCGCGCUCCGCCGGGAGUCCGACCGCACGGAGCCCAGCGCCGCGCCGCAGAGAUGCCGCUGAGGUGACUGCCGCCCUGACUGGUCGCCGCCGAGGAGUCGUCCGACGAAGGAGCCGUGUCCCGCCGCUGCCCCGCCAGGACUGCGGGAAGGGGCUUUCUUUUGGGGCGGGACUUUUUGGGAUUUAUUUUGUUGCUGUUUUUGUGUAUUUUUUCCCCCCCUUUCUCUGUGCCUGGCUGGGCUUUCGCACAGAGUUUGCCGUCCCUCCCCCGACCCGCGCCGGCGGGCUCCGGCCGAGCAUGGAGAAGUACGAGGAGGACAUAGCACUGAAGGCCACUAAGUUUAUGGAGGAUCUGUCCCUCUACGAUCCCUGCCCCGAGGGUCUGUACGGCCGGGGCGGCCGGCGGGACCUGGCGCUGCACGCCGACCUGGAGGAGACCAAGCGGGUCAUCGCCGCCCACAUGACGGCAGAGCAGCGGGGCCGGAAGAUGAACGGUACCGCCGCGCCGCCGCCGCCCGCCGAAGCCUUCCCCGCCGCCGCCCCCUGCGGCAAAGCCGUCCCGCUCCGCGCCGCCAACGGCCGCGCCGCCGCUGAGCCCCCGCCGCCGGCCGCGGGCCCGCCGUGCUGCGAGGAGGGGCUGUGCACCCGCUCCGAGGUGGCGCUGCCCUGCUACAGCGGCUUCGCCGACAAGGGCAAGCGUUACUCGGCCGAGGGCUACCGCUACGCCGCGGGCAGCGCCUACGAGGGCGGCUUCGUGGCCAAGGGCGGCGGGCGGGCGCCCGGCGGCCCGGACGGCAAAUACGGCGCCGCCAGCCCGCGGGCCAGCCUGGCCGCCUCUUCGCCGGGCCCCGUCGGCGAGCACAGCAAGUUCUCCAGCCCGCGCUCCAGCCUGGGCGGCGCGGCCGCGCUGCCCUACGAGAAGUUCUCCAGUCCCCGUUCCAGCCUGGUGGUGCCCGGCCAGGAGAAGUUCGGCAGCCCCCGUGCCAGCCUGGUGCAGUACGACGGCGCCGCCCUCAGCCCCCGUUCCAGCUACGCCAGCACGGCCAGCGACACCAGCAAGCACUCCAGCCCCCGCGCCAGCCUCACCGGCUACGACGGCGGCGGCAGCAGCAAGCCCAGCAGCAACCGCACUAGCGGCAUCAGCAUGGGCUACGACCAGCGCCACGCCAGUCCCCGCUCCAGCACCGCCAGCCAGUACUCCUGCACCACCAGCCCCCGCUCUAGCUACUCGGACUCCAGGUACGGCCCGCCGGGCAGCGCCGAGUCGGAGGGGGCGGGCGGCUCCGGGCUCGCCCUGGCCAGCCCCCGCUCCAGCCUCUGCGGCCCCGAGGGCCGCGGCGCGGCGGGCGCCGCCGUGGUCAGCCCCCGCUCCAGCAUCUCCAGCCAGAGCUCGCGGAGUUCCCGCGGCUCGAUGAGCGCCUACCCCGAGCUGCAGUUGCCUUCGCCCCGCUCCUCCCUGCUGGGGCCCGGCCUGCAGGACGACGGCGCCGUGCCCGAGCCGGGGGACGUCUACCACAAGAUCCAUGCCCAGUCCCCGCCGCGGCACGACCAGCAGCACCCGGCCGCCGCCCCCGAGGCGGCCGCCCCCUUCGCCUACAGCCCGACCAAAGGCUCCGCUUCGGCUCCCAAAUUCAAGCUCCCCUACCAGGUGACGCCGUGCCGUGAGAGUGGCCCCAGCCAGGCGGAGAGGCGGCUGGAGGCGCUGACGCUGGAGCUGGAGAAGGAGCUGGAGAUGCACAUGAAGAAGGAGUAUUUUGGUAUUUGUAUAAAAUGUGGAAAAGGUGUAUAUGGUGCGAGCCAAGCUUGCCAGGCAAUGGGUAACCUCUAUCAUACCAACUGCUUCACAUGCUGCUCUUGUGGGAGAAGACUACGAGGUAAAGCAUUCUACAAUGUCAAUGGCAAGGUGUACUGUGAAGAAGACUUCCUAUAUUCAGGUUUUCAGCAAACGGCGGACAAGUGCUUUGUUUGUGGACACCUCAUAAUGGAAAUGAUCUUACAGGCCCUUGGGAAGUCAUACCAUCCUGGCUGCUUCCGUUGCGUGGUGUGUAACGAGUGUUUGGAUGGAGUCCCCUUCACUGUAGAUGUGGAGAACAAUAUUUACUGUGUCAAAGACUACCACACGGUUUUUGCACCAAAAUGCGCUUCCUGUAACCAGCCGAUCCUACCAGCACAGGGCUCUGAGGAGACGAUUCGGGUGGUGUCCAUGGACAAAGACUACCACGUGGAGUGCUAUCACUGCGAGGAUUGUGGCUUGCAGCUCAAUGAUGAGGAAGGCCAUCGCUGUUACCCACUGGAGGGCCACUUGCUGUGUCACGGCUGUCACAUCAGGCGCCUUAAUAUUAAACUGCCAUCACAUCCACCUCCAAGCUAUCCAAUGCACGUCACAGAGCUCUGAAAGACAUUGCCAUUGCCAAUAAGCCGUCUGAAAGAGAAGACGGCAAUCUAAAAAUGACUUUCCUGUUCCUUGAAAAAUGAGGUUCCAGUAAUAACCAUCUAAACCAGCUAUUUAUUUUUUAAAUCAGAGGUGAGGGGUCCUUUUCUGAUCUUGUACAUAUGCAUUCUUUUAUCUAGAUAUUUUUCACUGAGACAUCAUCUACUUGAACAAAUAAUUCACCACUAAACUGUAAGUGGCAGCAUUUCUAAAAACAAUGGUACAAAGGGCUGUUCUGCACUCCCUGCUCACUUUAAGGAGUGUGGAAUUACUUCCAAAAGUUAGCACCUUAUCAUAUGGCAGCAAGCAUGAUAAGAUAAAUGCUAGCAUUUUAGCUAGUUUUGUUGAAUUCUGGUCUUAGAGAAUACAGUCUCACAUUUUUUUAAGACUUAGACUUCCAGGAGUAGUGACUAGGAAGCAAACAAGUGUUUUUCACAAGGGCAGCGUGGGUUCAGGAGUGAGUGGCAUUCUGUGAGGAAGCAUCAGGCUAGCUUUCCAUCCUGCAAGGUUCCACAAUCAUCCAAAGACUAUUGAGCUUGUUAAAGAGACACGACAAGCAUCUCAUCUAAACACCACAUUGCAGAGGAAUGGAUCCAAAAAGUUGGUGAAGGCAAGGUCGUGGCAAUUGAAGGAAAUUCCCGACCUCUGUACGUGUUUGCUGUAUCCAAAUGUAGCCAUGGUUUCAAAAUGCAUUGCUACCAACUUGAUGAUUUGGCACUUACUAAAGAAUUCGUCUUUUAAACCUGUUUUUUGUUUAGUAGGGUUCACAGCCCCUUUCUGUGCAAAGAUACACUUGCCUUUAUAGCUCCUUGUUUUAUACAGGCCGUCAUUUGUUACCAACUGCUUUAUGGUUGUAUGUUGAUACAUGAUUAAAAUAAGGGGGACUGUGUUUUUUGUACUAUCUUUUCAGCUUUGUGUUCUUUUCUAGAUGUACUUUUGAACUGAUUAUGGUGAUUAUCUUCAUUGGAAAAACAAAGUACAGUUAAGCAAAACAUAAUUACAGAGCCAGACCCUUGAAACGUUGGUACUUUAUGACAAGUAUUAGAGGUACAGAGAAUGUACACACUUCCAUAUUUUGCAUAAGCUUUUACAGUAACCUCAGAGCUCUGGGGAAAUAUAUGUCUUCCAUAUAGGAAGUUAGAUGAAUCUUUUUUAUGGUUUGUUUUCUACCCUGUGUUGAUGAUUUACAUGCAAAUCACACAUCUGUAUGUUAAAAAGAUUCCUUGCGUUCUCAUGAGGAUUGAGCCAGUCUUCCUGAAUUUAUAUUUUAAAAUAAAUCCAUCAUUGCUGUCUUUAACUGUAUCCAAAAUUGCAAUGAAAUAAAAUUCUUCUGCUCCAGAGGAAGUGGAAAUACCAGACCAGGUUCUCUGCAUGUGUAAGUUGGGACGUUUCCAUGCCCGUUCUCAACACAUUGAGAAUCUGACCAAUCCCUCUCAGAAAUGAGCCCAUGUUAAAUUCAGCACGCGGACUGAUGAAAUGACUUCACUUUGGCAACACCACUGCAGUUCAGUUUCUUCUGCUCUGUUGACUUUUUGAAAGCCAUAUGUGGUACUCUUGAAAAGUACAAAGAGCAUCCAAUGAACACUAAUUCCUAAGUGGAAUAAUUAACUCCCUUAACAGAACUUUUUGAUAGUCUGGAAUUUCUUCAAGGGGAAAGGCGGGGCAGAAAAAAUUCCUGUGAGCUACUGUUUUUUGUCUUAGGAACAAAAGGUAUAUUUCCUGAGCUUUCACCAAACUUUCAUUGGCCUAGAUUAACCUGUCCUACUGAAUGCUUCCCUGCAUUUGCAAACAUACCUGUGUGUCCACAGCCAGCAGCCCAGCCUCUGCAGGACGGGGAAGCGCCUGUGCCUCUCACAAAACAGCAAAUGCUGGAAAAGGGAGAAUUUGGCUUAAAUCAGAGUGGAUGACUAGAUCAAUCUUUAAGGUUAUUACAAACAUGGAAGACAUCAGAGCUUCAGGAUAAAGUUUUAGCAUCAGCUGCAAUGUAAUACUUUUUCUAUUUAAGGACGCUGCUUUGGAUCACACUUAGCUUGAAGCAUUUUACUUGUCUUUACAAUAUACAUUAAGGAACCCAAAUUAAGAAAAAAAUCCGUAAAACAUACAGAGAAGGUUUGGGUCUGCUCCUCUGAGCAAGACAUCCCAGAACAGUACUUGUGAUGUACUGGGAAAUAUGCUUUGCUCUCCAGUAUAGAAGCAAAACCUUCAAAAUCCCAGUGGCCAGAGAUGGAAGUGACUUGCUCUGGCCUUCAGCCCUGUCUUUUGCCAGUACCUUCCUUAGCAAAUUGCCUCCUUCAGGGGCAAGUUGCAAAUUCCCACUCCAAGACACUCUUCAAGGGACAGUCCCACUGACAUGUACAUACCAGACUUUUUCUUCUUUGCUGAAAAUGAUCAUACUGUAGAAGAUAAAAAUAUUUUAAUUUCAUUUCACAAGGUAAUUUGUCAGUCUCUUGUAGCUCUACUCAGUUCCAACGUGUUGAGUAUCAUCACGGUAAAAAUAUUGAAAGGUAAUAUUUCACUAUAGAGGAAGCAAUGUAUUUAAAACCAGAAAGCAGCAGUUGUUCCAGUGUUUUCUAUAGCCAGGUGCAUUCCAGUACUGUAUCACAAAGCACAGCUUUGCUUUUCCACCACUGAGUAUAAAAACUGGAGCUUGACUGAAAUUUGCCAGUUAUUUUUCAAUCAAAGAGAAAAAUAAAAGCAAAUCUAAAAUACUGAUGUGCUGUACUCUUUAGCACUAGCGACAGUUUCUGUGCAUUUUACCUCCUGGCUGGGGAAUUAUGUAAAUAAGAAAGCUUCUUUUAAUUGUUUUUCUUAAGGAGUUAAACCAGUUCAACACAGACGUAAACUUUCUAGAGUUCAUUUUAUGAUGUUCUGAAGCCUUUACUGUACUUUCACAUAAAGCAGAAACUGUAACAGCUUGUUCUCAGUUGCAUCAGGACUGCACCUUUCCAUUUUGGUAAGGAACCUUAUAACGUCCCUUCAGCACAAAGCUGUUUGUAGGCGAUGCACUGGAGGACACAUUCCAAAGAAAGGACCAAAAUAAUAAUUUGAAAACAAAACAAAAGCAUGCAGUCAGAUAAUUGAGCUUUCAAAGAGGGUUUGUUUGGGUUUCUUUCCUUUUCCUUUCACUUGUAUGCACGUGUGUAUAUAUUUUGUAAGGUGGAGCUUCCAAAGGAAAACAUGGUUAGAGGAGCUCUUUAAGACCAGAAAUUCCAGAGUAGUUAAGUAAACCAAAGCUCUAAAGGAGACAAAAGCUGCUUUCUUGUGUUUCAAGAAAAGUUUAAAAGUUUGUGAUUCAUCCUGUAACUAAUGCCGUAACUAGAGUAUAUAAUUUGACUUAAAUUAAGUUUUCAUUUGAGAAAUAUUUUCAUUUUCUUUAAAAGAAUAUAGUUUUCUUCCAAGAACUUGGACCAACGUUGAUUUUUAUUUUGUAGGAAAUAUAUAAAUUCCCAGUUUGUAUAUCAUGUAACUAGUUUACAUGCUGAAAAUAUACAUUAGUUUAACUAUUUUUGUAUAUAUAUCCUUGUAAAACCUUUCAAUGUGCUUCUGUCGUUUAGCCUUUAGAAUUACUUGUGGUUUUUGUGUUUCAGUGUUUGAUUCCCUUGAUUGUUGAAGAAAAAAAUUGGGAAAUGUAGAUUUAUUUAUCUAAAGAAGCAGCUACUUGCUAUCAUCCUAAGUUAUUUAAUAUUAAAGUCAGAAGUUUCAUUUAACCUUAGAUGCUAUAAUCUG